This is a messenger RNA of Symbiodinium sp. CCMP2592, 10398 nucleotides long. NCBI's taxonomy places the organism in Eukaryota, Dinophyceae, Suessiales, Symbiodiniaceae. The record is from the annotation of a GenBank genome assembly.
AUGGAGGGGGAGGAGGAGGAGGAUGAGGGUGACGAAAGCACCUCAAGAGACAAGGGCUUUGCUCUCAAGUUUCAGAAGAUGAAGAAAGACCUGCCUGCCUACGUGGUGGACUUGGUGGAGACCCAGUCGGCCAAGGCAGCCCACCCACGGGAGUUCAAGUCGAAAAUCAUCAACAAGCUGUUCAAGAGAGACAAGUCAGGCAAGAUCCACUUGAACUUGCAAGAUGCUUGCUUUAAAGAGCACAAGAAGCUUUACAACGAGAAUUUCUCCAAGAGCUCCGAGAUCUCCUACCCCGAGAGCAUAUUCAAGGGUAUGUUCUAUGCCAACAACGACGACAAGUUCGAGGCCGCCCUGGCAAAGGGCGAGAUUUGCGAGGCGAAGAGCUCGGUCCCAGGAGUCAAGUUCUUUAGCUUUCAGACCUUCAAGGCAGUCCAGAAGACAGGGUGCAUGGAGGAGGAGGAGCUCUCUUCGACUGCCAAGGUGAGCAAGGAUCAGGCCAAGAUCUUGUCCGAGUGCUUUUCUCGCAUCGGCUGGAAGAUGAAGCACUCCACCGAUGAGACCAAGAAGUUCGCGAAGGGGGGCUCCGUGCCCACCAACAUCGAGGCAGUGCUUCGUACGGCCUUGGAAGCCCAGCAGAAGCUCUCCAAGGAUGCCAUGAUUAUCUUGAAGAAGUGGGGGGCGGAUGAUGAUACGACGAAGAACCUUCGCAAGUACCACAAGGGCAGCCAGGAGUUCAUCGUGAAGCUGGACCACAUCAAGCAGUUUCGCGAGCUCCCGGAUGACGAGGCCUUGACCAAGCCGAAUUUCGACAAGUUCCUCCUGAAGGUGGCCGAUCAUACGGAGCAGUUCAAUGUUCUGGUUGAGAGCAGCCAAGGGGUGCCACCUGCGGUUCUUCAUAAGGUACCGACCAAGGCGGGUCUGGAUACACUUCCGGUGCUCAUGCCACACGAGCUGUUGGCAUCCAUUUAUGACACUUUCCCAGCUGUUUGGGUUAAGGUUGUGAAGCCGUCGGAUAGCCGAGCCGAGCAGUUUUGGCGCUCAGUGAAGGGCCAUCCUGCACUGGAGUCAAGCCCACUCCUCGCUCGGCCGAAUUAUCAGCGGCUUUGCAUACCCCUGGGUGUUCACGGCGAUGCUGUUCCAAUCACUGCGUUGGGGAAAGCUUGGUGCCAGCAGUUGACCGACCUGAGUUUCAUGAGCCUUUUGGGUCUUGGCUCUGUGAAAGAGCUACUGUUUUACAUGGGUGGAUUUUGGGAAAAGCUGAGAGUCAUGUCGAAUGACAUGAAUGGCACCGCUCACAAGUUCUUGGCAGUGCUGGCUUGGUCAUUUCAAAUCCUCUGGGAAGGUGUUUGGCCAUCAGCUGAUUUUUCGGGCAAGCAGUACCCGGCAGGGAGUCAGGAAGCUCGCAAAGCUGGACAACCUUUGAUGGGAGGACAUUUCGCUUUCCUUUUCUCUUUGCAAGGUCGGCCCUUGCAGCUGGCAAGACUUCCGAACUUCUGCGGCUUGGCGAGCCACGUCUUGGAAAGCCUCCGAAUGGCGAUUGUGGUCUGGCAAAUCAUCCUGCCCUUUGCUGCAACUUCCUGGAACGAGCUGUUGGAAAACAUGCAGUCCUUUUGGAAGCUUUUGCAGCAACAGUACUCAGAUUUGGCUGUUCCAUGCAAGGGGGCUGAAAUACGACAUCUCAGUCGUCCGAUUUUCAACAUCUGGGCGGCCAAGAUGAACCCAGCAUUGGAGAUACAUCGUAAGAUCCACCUCCUCCUUAAACUGAAUGCCAAUGCAGAGCAGCUUUUGACUGAUCACCGUGAGCUUUUUGCACUGCCCUCGAGAGAUGCUUCGGUAUUCGAGACCUCUAUCGAUGGAGUUCUCAUGCUGCAGCACCAGCUGCAAGGGCACUUUCAAGAUGAGCCUCAAAAGCUCUUCAACGUCACCGAGAAGUCGCAUUUUGCUCAGCACUGCGGCAUUCUGGCUCGGCAUGUUUCGCCACGACUUUUAUGGUGCUUCAGUGGAGAGGACCAGCAGAGACGAGUACAGGAGCUCACACAGGCAUCGGUCAAGGGGAAUGGCCAAGAGGGCCUGAGCAUUCCUCGGCUUGGAGAAGUGUGCUACACUGUUGGGGAGCUGUGCGAAAAUGUGGGAAGGAUGGCCUCUGCAUCCCCGGCCGCUUUUGCGGUGAAGGCAAAGGUUAUCUGUGAGCAUCUUUACAGCCAGCUUGACGAGGAACACUUGAAAAAAACAGGACGGGUGACGAAAGUGUUCCACUUCAGGUCCCAGAAGAAUCGCAAGCUGUUCCGGUGGGUUCACGAUGUUCAUAAUAAUCGUUUCUUCACCCAGCGAGCAGUUUCUGAAGCCCUUCGUUUGAUGUUCAAAGAGCAUACUUUGGAACUUCCUGACAUACCCGGCUUCAAGUUUCGGGAUUGGGUCGACCGAGAAAGUAAGCUUUUGGUUGAGCUGCUUCACAAAGCCCGGCGGUCGGGUGCCAUGGACAACGACGAGACUCAAGUGGUGGCGGCACAGGAUGAUGAAGAUGCGAUGAUCACGAUGCUGCCGAUGGUGAGAAAUGGGAUGAUCACGAUGGCCGGCAAUGAUGAUAAAUUUUGGGACGGUGAUGCCGUCGCUGCCAACUAUGAAGCCAUUGGCGAUCGGACCAAUGUUGAGGGCAAAGACGUGCCAUUUCUGAUUUCAAGUGAGAUGACGAUGGAUAUGUCGAUGAUGCUGGCCCCGAAGAUCCAGAGUACCGUGGUCGCCGUCCGAAGGCACAAGCGUCGAUGUGCUUUGCGAAAAGAGCAAGGCACGCUGCUCAGGGGAAGGGCGAUGCAUCCUCCGUCGGCUGGAGGUGCGCCGCCUGAUCCGUGGGCUGACUACUUGUCAUCCAACCAGUCGAGAGCUUGGGACCACUCCUCUUGGCAGUGGCAGGGAAACUCCUGGAACGGAUGGCACUCCUGGGACGACGCGAAGAUGCAGAAUGAGCCACGCGGGGGGUACGCGUGGGGUCGUAAUUGGAGUUGGGAUGCUACCUGGGCUUCGGGGUCUACUGGCUCAGGUGGCGACAUCUACCCGGACGGCGAGGAAGAGAAGCACGGCGACGACGGGAGGGCUACUACCACGACCUCCAGGAGAUCGGCGAUGUUGGCCGCAAGUACAUCCACGGCACCGGCGGCUACUACACGUUCGGCGAUGGACUCCGAGAGAGGAGAGGAACGAGGUGAAGAUCAUGGGCGCGGGCCUUCGGAACGAAUGCUCGUUCCCAGCUUCUCUGGCGAUGUUGGAGCUGGAGAAGGGAGUGAUCUGGGAUCUACUGCCAGGUCCUACUUGCGACAGGUUGCAGCUUGGCAGAAGAUGACAAGAAUAUCUGCCAAUCGCCAGGGGUUGGUGUUAUACCAACACCUAUCCGGCAAGGCCUGGAUAGAGGCCGAGCGCUUGGACAUCGACAAGCUCAGUGGGCCGUCAGGAUCCGCGUACUUCGUCGAGUGGAUCCGUGAAAGGUACCUGGAUGUUCAGGUGACCCAGGUCGGGAGGAGCCUCUCAGAGUUCUUCCGCAAAUUGCGGAAGAAGCCAGGACAGAAUAUCCGGGACUACGUCGGCGAGUUCGAUCGGGCACAGGCCCGUUUGGAGGAGUGCGGCUGCACUCUUCCAGACAUCGCUCUGGCAUGGAUGUUCGUAGACCGGCUAGGCUUGGAUGAACCUUCGGAGCUCAACUUGUUGGCCAGCGUUGGGAACGUGUAUGAUCUUCGUCGCCUACAACAGGCGGCGACCAUCCACGACAAGGCGCUCAGGAAACCUUGGGAAGGCACUACCUCAACUACCAGGCCGUGGCAGCGUCGGCAGGGGCAGUCCGUGCACUACACCGGCAACCACGACCUCGACGACGACUUCCACGGCGAGGACUGCGGCACUGAGACUGCACCUGGAGAUGAACCCUUGACUGAGGGCUUGGCCGAGGAGCUCUUCACCACCUAUAUGUCCCACGAGACGGCCAAGCAGAAGUACCGCGACUCCCAGCGCGGUCGCGGGACGGACCCUCAGGCUAUGAAGGAGAUCGCUGCUGCUAAGCUUCAACAACUGAAAGCUAGAUCGUUUUGUGCGGGGUGCAAACGACGAGGGCAUUGGCACAAGGACGAUGCUUGUCCCUUGAACCAAGGGAAGGGGCUCAAGGACGCUGCCGAGCAUGGUGGCGGCGGUGGAGCCGGGCCAAACACCAAGGCAUCCUACAUGUGCAAUGUCGUCUACGUCGCCUGGAACAUUGAGGAGGAUAUCUGCACUGGAGAGUUCGACGCCAUCACCGAUACGGCCUGCUCCAAGUCUGUUGCCGGAAAUGGCUGGCUCGACGAGUACAUCGGCAGGCUCGAAAGGAUCGGCGAGCGACCCCGGCUACUGCCCAACGACGACAACUUCAAGUUCGGAGCCUCCAGAGUCUUCCACUCCGACCGCGCCUGCAUUGUGACCUUCAAACUUGGCCAGGCUAUCGUAGAGGUCAAGGUAGCCAUCGUCACAGGCGACCUUCCACUUCUUCUGUCUCGACCUGUGUUGGCGAAGCUGGGGAUGAUCAUGGACGUGGCCCUCAAUCGAGCCGACUUCAAGGCAGUCCAGCUAAAUCAGGCGCCAGCUGAUUUUUGGUCCGACGGUGAGAUCAUGUUCCUCUACUACCGCUACUACUACCUGUCAGUCUUCGUCUACGUCGACCACUACCAGAUGGCCACGUCCCCCGCGGCGACGAAGCAGCCAUGCGUUUCUCAGAUGAACAAGGCGGCCCUGCUCAGCGAGCUCCAGCAGAGGAACAUGACGGUUCACCCCAAGUGGACAGUACCCGAGCUCCGGAGCAUCCUUUCCGAGGAACGGGCCAAGGAGAAGGCGGGCAGCGUACCCAAGGGGCUCAGCAGCAUGACCCUCGACGAGCUGAAGAAGACGGCCGCGAACCUCAACAUCGUGCUCCCGGACAACACGAACCGCGGCCUCAUCAUGCGCAUGAUUCGGGACUCCACCGAGGACAAGAGCGAGCACAUCAUGACCUUCGGCCGCUACAAGGGCUACCUGUACAAGGAGGAUGAGAACAAGAUGACGCAUGCGCAGGCCAAGUCCUACUAUGCGGACCCGGAGACCACAGCCGUGGUCCCCUACAACCCGGAAGAGGAGAGCAAUUGGGAGGUGGUGACCGAGGGGACACGCCCGGCGCAACCAGACCAGACGACCAUGGACCUCGAUGCGGACCAAGCGGAUGCCCAGGCCCUCGAGGAAAUCAGUGACUACCGGGACUGCAUUGAGUGCGUUGAUGGGCAAAGGAAGGAGGACUACUACGACACGCUCGAGAUCAACGAGGUGAUGUGCGAGGCCUUCGUGACGGACGAGACCGCCGAGGAGAUGAACACUGCGGGGCUUCCACGGCCCAACCACGACCUUGCGGUUGAGCUGGCCUCCUACGCCGCCGCGGCGAACAACGACUUCACCUACCAGACCCUCUUCCGCAUCGCCACGCUCCUUCCGGAGGAUGCUCGGGUAAAUCUCCGACAAAGUGCAGAAGGCAGCGCCGGACGACGAGGGCUUGUCGGUGGAGUCUGGACUCACGGAAAGAUGGCUGGCAUCACCAACAAUGUGGUCGUGUUCCCUUGGUUCGUCAAGUACCUCAGCGGAUGGGCGAGCCACCAUGGAGUCGCUUCGUGGACCAGCUUCAUGUUGACAGAGAAUGUUAGCCAUGGCGUACACUCUGACAACCACAACCUCCCUGGCUACCCGAACAUCACCACCAGCUUCGGUGAGUUCAACGGCGGUGAGCUGUGGAUGGAAGUCAAGGAGGCCGAGCGGACCCCCGACGAGACCUACGUGUGGAGACAAGGAAGUGAUGGCAAGGAACGGCCGGGUAGACUCACCUCCACCCAGCGACGGAUCGUGAGCUUCGACCCGAAGAUACGACACGCCACUCAACCAUGGAGUGGCACAAGGUGGUGUUUGACCUUCUUCGCUUCACGGGGAAUUGCUGCUCUUGAUCGCAACGGACGGGAACUACUACGCCGCCUGGGGAUGGUGCUCCCGGAUCUUCGCAAGCGACCUCCGCUACUUGAUGAUCGGCCACCAGCCGGAAGACCCGCUAAGCGGAGCGCCAGGAAACUAAUCCACCGUACUUCCAAACGUUUGGGGGCACUGGCCACCUGGUCCAUCAUGGCGGCUAGCUCCUUCCUCGAGGCGCAUCUACCCAUUUCCGGAGGACCUGAUGGCAUUGCUCUAUGCGAAGUGGGAGGCACUACGAGGACCGAGGAAGCCGUGGAUGCUGACUACCUGGCAACGGAACCGCUGGACCAGGCCUACAUCCUGCGAGAAGGAGGCCGCGCACGCGGCCUAGAGCUUAUUCGGACUCUACGCCCGAGCACGUUGUGGAUCCAUGGAGACGCUGUCGACCUUUGUGAAGACGCUGUCAGCGACUACAUCCAGGAGCAGCUCGACGCGAGUCGCCGAGUCGUGGUGGACGCGGCCCCCGACGGCAACUUCUGGAGGACUGGGUUCGGAGUACGUCUUCUACAAGAUCCUACAGCGACCUUGUACGAGGAAGCGGGACUGAAGACGGUCGAGUUCAACAGCACCCGUGCGGACUGGAACGAAGCCACUGAGUCUGUCUACCCGGGCACGAUCAAUGUCUACAUGGCGCAGACGAGUGGCGAGAGUCCGCCACCCGCGGAAAAGGAACCCCGAGGGGCUUCUGCUAUCUCGUUCCCUGGAGAACCCCGAGUCAAACCAGAAGUGGCCUCUGCUCUACGUCGUCUUCAUGCCAAUCUCGGCCACCCGUCACAACAUGAUCUUACUCGACAUCUUCGCUUGGCCGGCGCGGGGCCCGAGGUCAUACAAGCCUCAAAGCGUCUGAGCUGCGAGACCUGUAAGAGAUGUACCACAGCCGUGAGCGCACGACCCGCUACACUGCCGAGCCUACUUUCCUUCAAUCAGGUCGUGGGAGUCGAUGUUUUCUCGGUGGUGGAUUCUACGGGGCGGCGGGUCGAGAUGCUUUCAGUCUUCGACCAUGGAACCUCUUUCCACGUGGUCGGGGAACUCAGAGGACAUAGCACCGAAGCGAUGGAACAGACGUUCUGCGAAGUCUGGACAAGGACUUUCGGGGCCCCGGGCACCAUUGCCCUCGACCUGGAGUCCGGCCUUCAGGCUGGACUCGCACGCUACAGCUCCUGGCAUGGAUGUCACCUACGAUCGAUCGCUGGGCAAGCUCACUGGCAACUCGGUGCCACCGAACGACAUGGGGGUCUUUGGAAGGCCAUCUGGAAGAGGGUCUGUGAUGAUCUUAGCUUGAGAGAAGAAGAUGUUCCCAUGGGGAUCGCCGCGGUCAACGAUGCCAAGAACCAGCUUCGCCGGAUCAGCGGAUAUUCACCGGCACAGGCCGUCUUUGGCCGGGACCCCUACAUCCCCGGCGACCUGCUUGACGAGAAGGACGGGGAACAACAGGAACACUUGAUCAACCACGACCUUCAGCGGGCACGGGAGCAAGCGAUUCGUCUGGCAGCCAAGGGGGCCUACUUCCGGGCCCAAGGUGACGCUAAACUUCGCCGAGCCCUCCUUCAGCGAUCUCGUGUUGCUGGAGAGGAACUACACCCUGGCGACCUUGUCUUCUUUCUGCGGAAGCCCAAGAACACGAAGGACUGGUCUUGGAAGGGGCCAGGCACUGUUGUGGGGCACGAGCACCAGAACCUCUGGAUCUCCUUCGGAGGGAGGUGCCACCUGGUAGCGCCCGAACACACCAGACGGGCAACAAAUGAGGAGACUGGGAACGCCUUCAUUCUGAAGACCACCAAGGACGACCUCCAACGCCUCGCCGAGUUCGACCCCGACGAUGAGGAGAUGUAUGAGAGUCCUGAGCGUCCUGGAGAUGACUACGUCCCGGACGAAAUGUUGGACAUCCUCGAUGAGACUUCUGUGUUUGACGACGAGAUCGAGCUCCCGGGCGAGGACGAGGUCGAGCCCCCGGGCGAGGACGAGGACACUACCAUGAGGAGUGUACGCGAAGAUCCUCCCCAACUCCCGUCAAGGGGACCACCAAAGAGGAUGAGACAGAAGGGGCCCGAGCACGUGAACAUGCUCAAGCGGGCUACCACGGCACGAGGCCGCGAGAAACAGCUCGAACGAGAGUUGCCGUGGCACUGCAUACCUCCCGAGAAACACGCCGACUUUCGCCGCGCGGAGGACAAGCAGUGGAGCGAGCAUUUGGAACAUGGUGCAAUGAAGCCAGUCGACGUGGAGACCAGCAAGAAGAUCUUGGCCGAGAAACCAGAGAGGGUGCUGCCGAGCCGGUUUGCAUACCGCGAUAAACACUGGGCCAAAAGAAAGACCAACCCGGACCUGGACUGGAAAUGCAAGGCGAGACUGGUCAUCGGAGGACAUGUCGAUCCGGAUAUCACUUCUGGAUUGACUACAAGCGCUCCGACAGUUUCCCGCCAAGGAGUGCUACUGCUUUGUCAGAUCCUUGCUUCGCGAAGGCAAAGAGGAUGGAGUGCCAGCGCCGGUGAUAUUACCUGCGCCUUUCUGAACGGCAACGAGCUCAAGCGAGAGCUGUACAUUCGCCAGCCCCGUGGAGGACUAGGUGACCUUCACCCUGAUCAGAUCGUGCAACUUACCAAGGGAGUAUUCGGGCUGGUCGACUCCCCGAAUGCCUGGUACGAGAAGCUGCAGGGCACGAUCCUCGCGCUCGACAUUUUGCUCUCUGAUGGCCGACGCGGAUACUUUGACCAGUGCCCCCUCGAUCCGUGCAUCUUCCAGUUCAAGGUGAUGGAUCCCGAUGGGAACUCUGGUGCCCCUGAGGCGUAUGUGGCCGUUCACGUCGACGACCUCUUGAUGGUUGGAGAUCGGGAGCUGAAUCGUCAGCUCAAGGACGCACUCUCCAAAGCCUUUCCAGUUGAUGACUGGGAAGACGACAGCUUCGAGUACACGGGCUCCACCUUUAUGAUCGACGAGAACGGAGUGACGAUCACCCAGGAGAGCUACGCAGACACACGACUGUUCGAGGUGGAGAUAGAGCCUGCGGCGAGUGACGAAUGCCCCGCAAGUGCGGAACAGAGGGCAGACAACAGAAGCCUGAUCGGGGCUCUGUCGUGGAUUGCUGGACAGACCCGGCCGGACCUACAGACCGGAGUCUCAAUGGCUCAACAGCUUCAGCGGGAGCCGACCAUCGGGGACGUCCGCUUCACCAAUUCCCUCUCGAGGAAGGCGAAGCAGUACCGGACAUGUGGAGUCCACCUGACACCAGUGGACCUCGAGAACUGCGUGCUGCUGACCUACCACGAUGCCGCCUGGGCAAAUGCACCUCAGGACCCUGACGACCCGUACUACCAGCUGACGCCCGAGGAGGACAUCUGCGGAACGAUGAGAGAGGGGCCCUUCGCCUCAAAGGACCGGAAGCCCAAGCGGGGAAAUUCGAGGAUAGCUUCGCAGCUCGGUGGCAUCUACCUCCUCGCCGACUCUAAGAUCUUGGAUGGAGACAGCUGCAACACCAGCCUUCUCGACUGGCGGAGCUGGGCCUGUGAUCGGGUGUGUCGCUCUACUUUCGCGGCAGAGACUAUGGCCUGCGCUAGUGGAAUCGAGAAUGCGCAGUACAUCCAGAGCUUUAUGGCUACGCUGCUGGCCGGAGUCCUUGUGCGCCCCAAGAACAGCCCCAUCAAGACCCGAUUCAUGAGUGACUGCCGUAGUCUCUACGACCAUCUCAAGAGGGUAGGUUUACCCAGAGUUCCUUCUGAUCGCCGGCUCGCCAUAGAUCUGGCAGCCAUACGAUGUGAUUUGAAGCUCGGAGGAAAGCUGUCAUGGGUUCCCACCCAGCUUCAACUUGCGGAUAUCAUGACGAAGCCCCUCCGGGCAGAGAAUUUCUGGAAGGCUCUGAAAGUACCGUGGUCGCCGUCCGAAGGCACAAGCGUCGAUGUGCUUUGCGAAAAGAGCAAGGUGAAGCCGGAAAACAGAUGGACGGACCGAAUGUGGAGUGACAUCGCCUCGGUCUGGGACCUAAAGGAUGCUGGCACCGGUGCCAACAAGGAGCCGCAGGCGACCGACCCGCCAGAAGAGGAGGAGCCGCGUGCGGCCGACCCACCAAAAGAGGAGGCAGGAUCUCCGAUCACUGCAUGUACCAAGGACAAGUCUUCAGAAGGGGACCAAAGCCGCCAGGUUCUCCAAAGAAAGGUCCGUGGAGGGUCCUGCAGCCAAACGGCAAAGGAGUGGUUGCACAUGCAUGUCCAGACCAGAGUGACCCGAAAGGAUACACCCUACAACAUCAAACGGAAGGAGUUCUUCAAGGUGAUCGACGAGACUCACGGUCCUGGCAUGGUCUCCGCAAAGGGCAAGCAGCUGAGGUGGAUGGAGUCGAUCGAGCGAGCGAAUGUCCUGGCCAUCUUGGGAUAUGAUGAGAACGAGCUUAAGCGCCGGCGACUGUGA